UUUCAUGAAAGAAAGUGUUUUAGCACAGCACACUUUAAAGAAAUCCCUCUAAAAGAGGUGUGUUUCAGAGAAAGAGGACGAAAGAGGUGGAGGCUGACCCAGGAGCAUCACAUGUUUGGGCAGAGCUACCCUGGUGGAACAGCAGGACAAACAAGAAGUGCAGAGAAACACAAAGCAACAGCUCACAAGCACACGUUUCAGAAGGGAGAUCAGUCUCUCAUUCUUAGGUGCAGACUAUGGAGAGAAGUACGGCACAGGAUGAAAUUCACCAGGAAGAGAAAGAAAGAGCAGGAAGCAGUGAAGGAGAGCAGACAGACCCAAAGGAAAGAGAGUUGAGACUGGUGCUGCUCGGCUCGGCGGGUUCCGCGAAAAGCACUGUGGUUGAUGCCAUCAUGGGCGGCCUGAAAUCUGAAUCUGAGUGCAAUUCAGGGCCUGAGACGCCGCCCACUACUGAUUGUCAGAAGAGAUGUGUGAGUGUGUCAGGACGACAGGUGGCUGUAGUAGACACACCCGACUGUCUGUGUGUUGAGCGCCCAGCUGAGGAAGUCCGCCGUCAGUUCUCUCUCUGCGCGGCUUUAUCGGUCCCGGGGCCCCACGCUUUCCUGCUAUGUGUCCCAGUCCACCGUCCCAGCAACCUGGAGCUCCAGAUUUUGGAGACCAUAGAGAAGGUGUUUGGCCCUGAAGCUGUUAGUAAACACGCAAUGGUGCUCUUCACACGAAUGGAGAGGCUGCCUGAGAAUGUGUCUCUGGAUGAGUAUCUCGAUACAGAGCGAGCAGACUUACUGGAGCUUAUACAGAAGUGUGGGGGCAGACAUCACCCCCUGUGGCUGGGAACAAACGUAGAAGAGCUGUUAGAAAAGGUGGAGCAGAUGUUGAAAGAAAGCGGGACACCAUUCUACACCUGUCCUCUGUUACAGGAGGCAAAGAGGAGAGUGGGAGAGAAAGAGCAGGAGAUCUUGAGGAGCAGAAGAGGAGGAGGAGAGCCCGAUUCGUCCUCAGACAUGGAGAGAAUAAGGGAGGAAGCGGAGAGGAGUGUGGACGAUCUGGUGGUGGAGGGGAUCGCUGAUCUUUGCCUCUCCACUCUGAACCCUUCGUUCUUACGCUGGUUGUGGGACAGUGUGGUCGGAUGGCUCGUUUGGUUCCCGAAUAUGGUGCGGGGCAGUACUUUACUGGGGUCGUUUGUAGGGUUGUUUGUCGGGGGGCCCUUAGGAGGGGCCAUGGGAGCAACGGUGGGAUCUGUUGCUACGGAGAUGGGUAGACGGAAACGAAAAACAAAUUAAAUUGAUUAACUCAGCAACAUUCUUUCCUUGAUAAGUCAUUAACAUGCAUUAUGUAACGCUUAACAGAUCAGGAGUUCUUGUACACUUAAAUAUGAAUAAAGGAACAUUUUUUAAAAUUAAAAUUUAACCUGUAAAUAAAUGGAAACUUUUAGGACAUUUUAAUCAAAGGAAAGUGAAGAAGAAAUAUUUACAUUAAGAGGGAAUAAUUGCCCCUUGGAUUUGAUUUCAAGGCUUUUUUUAUUAAAUAUUUUACAUUUAUGGGGGUAUUUUUCCUAAACCGAUCUCAAAACUCUGUGUCAAGAGUCUUUUAAUUAAAAUACUUGAGUUUAAUCAAUUAAUUAACAAAGGUCUCAAUCGGAAUAAUUAGAUUGAGAAAUUAUUACCCUGUUAACAUCAAAUUAAAUCAAUAAUAAAUCAUAAUUUGUGUGAUAACAGGUAUAAUUAAGGUUCAAAUAGAAUAUUAAGAACCAUAUUAGUUGUUACAAAUAAAAAGAUUUUGUGCCCAUAUUUUGGAUUUUCUGUGGUGUUUUUGCCCAGAGCACCUCUAUAUUUCUGACCCUGUUGCAAAUUUGCAAAAUUGACCAUGUGUCAGACUUCCUUGUUUCCAUUGAAUCAAACAAGUUGUUUUAGUAUUUUAAGCAUUUCAAAUACUAAAACAUUCUGAAAUUCAUGUUCAUUUUUCAAUGCAUAUUUUACUAGUAGUCUCAAGACUUUUGGACCCCUCUGUACAGUAUGUACCAACAUUUUAGGACAUGUUUGAAUGUACAUUAACUAAUGAUCUGUUCAGCAUAAUAUAUGCAAUGUUUGUUUCCAAACUCUCAAGAGGUGCUUAAAGAGUUUUAAAGCUUAACACCAAAAAAAUACGUAAUGCAAAAAGUAUUUUGUUUUUUAAUGGUGAGUAUAAAGAGGUUAAAAGUGCCUUUGAAAUUGAUCUUUCAGCUAAUUUCUUUUAGACCGUAUGCACCCAUAGUUCUUGGACUGCAGCUUUUUUGCCUUCAAAAACAUGGGGGUGUUUUUUUACUUUUAAAAACGAAUUAUUCUUGAGCACCUUAAAUCCAGUGAUGAAGAGUACUAUCGUAACACUGUGGCACAUAAAAGCUUUAUUUCCCACAUAAGUUAAAAUCACUACUAAAAUAAGUUUCGCUAAUUGUGAAGCACUUCGUUUUCAAGUGAUGUUUUCAGCUGUAAAAUUAAACACUGUAAGAUUAGACUUUGUUUACACUGUCUAAACUAUUUAAAAUCUAUGUGCAUUAUUAUGAGGUCACUCCUGCACUAAACAGCAGUCGUGGGACAUAUGCAUGCUGUACAUUUUGAAACGCAUCAUUGAAAUGCAUUAUAACAUUGAUAUACUCUGUUUUCUUUUACAUGUGCAACUUUGUCAGUUAACCGACAUGCAGCUCAAAUGUUUCUGCAGCUGUUUGAAAUAGGAGUAUGCAAAUAAAGCGUUCUAAUGGAAAUAAUUGCUGAUGUGUGAGUAAUCGGCAUGCAGUGUUUUACGAUAGUUAAAUAAGAAUAAGAAACGAUAGAUAAAAAAUCUAAUGAAUUCUCAUAAAAAUAUGACCAUAAAUUAGUAUAUAUUAAAAUUACAUUUUCAGGGUUCAAUAAACGUAAAGCUCAAUUGAAAGCAUUUUUAUUUAUUUUUUGGGACUUUUUCCUUUUCUUAAUAAAAAAAAGAAGCUAAAUAUGGAUUACAGUGAGGCAUUUACAAUGGAAGUGAAUGGGGUCAAUUUGUUUGACCCCAAGCUAAAACACUCAAUGUUUCAAAAGUAUAGCCACAAGACUAAAACAAUGUGUGUUAACCUGAUUUUAGCGUGACAAUUACUUAAACAUCUGUAAAACGAUGAUUUAAACAACAUUACAGCUCAAAUAACACACAUGUUUCAACAGAGGAAGUGAUUAAGUGUUUUAAAAAACAUGUAAGUUUCACAUUUCUGCCUUUAAACCCUUUAAAAAUUGCCUCAUUCACUUCCAUUGUAAGUGCCUCACUCUGUCCUCGGGACGAGUGGGAAUGACUUUUUGUGGUAAUCAAUAUUAUGCAACAAAUGCUGUCGAUUGAGCUUAACUUGAACAUUAAAUAUUCCUUUAAAUACUAGUAUUUGUUUGGGAGAUAUAGAAUGGUCAUAUUUGUAAUAUUGUUUAGAUAUGUUGCAUAUAUACACACAAAUGUGACAUUUGGUUUUGUAUGAGUGAAAGUUAUAUGUAUUAUUUGAGUAGUUGGGAUGCCCUAUGGAGUGACCUUAGGUAUAUUCCUUCUAAAACUAUUUUAAACAGCAUUUUGGUAAGUGUUUCUAAUUAUUAUGCAUGUGGUUUUAUGCAUCGUUUGGCAACAGUACAUCUUUUUUUAAAUGACACCCCUUAAAAAUCUGCUUACAAGUGAUAUUUACCUUGAUUUGUCUUUCUUUUCGUCCAACACCACUUGUCAUAUU
Xyrauchen texanus (razorback sucker) is the source of this 3706-nucleotide messenger RNA. Its product is annotated as GTPase IMAP family member 7-like. The transcript is spliced from 4 exons. NCBI's taxonomy places the organism in Eukaryota, Metazoa, Chordata, Actinopteri, Cypriniformes, Catostomidae. Gene Ontology annotation, molecular function: GTP binding. The record is from RefSeq and is a predicted model, not a curated record. The coding region runs from base 237 to 1280 and encodes 347 amino acids.